Molecule: messenger RNA, 4032 nt
Organism: Sporothrix brasiliensis 5110
Lineage: Eukaryota; Fungi; Ascomycota; Sordariomycetes; Ophiostomatales; Ophiostomataceae
Product: PI phosphatase group protein
Exons: 2
Coding region: 1-4032 (1343 amino acids)
Biological process (GO): phosphatidylinositol dephosphorylation
Molecular function (GO): phosphatidylinositol-4,5-bisphosphate 5-phosphatase activity; protein binding
Source: RefSeq, a predicted model, not a curated record
AUGCCUCCGCCUCCCGACGAGGAAGGGCCUGAUGGCUCGUCCAUUAAGCCCGUCUCGUCCCUCCGAGCUCGCUUCGAGAACAUGGGCAAGCCCGUCGUCGUCGGCAGCCCUACCAUUGCAUCUCCCCAUCCCUCGCCACUUCCGUCGACGACUCUCAGCCGACCCAUCUCGCCGGCUCCGAAACCGGACCGACUACGUGGUCCCGCAUCCCCCAUACUGGGAGACCGGCCCUUUGCUCAGGCGCCGCCGCCGCCAAAACCAAAGCCACACGAUCCUUCGACCGCUUCCACUUCAGCAACUCCAGCAAGUCCAGCACACUCGCCAACAUGGCCUGUCGCAGCCUCAACACCCGACACCAGCAUCAGCAGCCUCAACCUGUCUGGCAACCCAGCCCUCUUGCGCCCUUCCAAUCGUCUAGGACCCCCACCACCGCUCAGCCCACGGCCCAUUGCGCCGCCCUCUCUGCUUGUUCAACCGCCGCAGUCACCUCCCAAAGGCCGCGCCGGCAACCUCGCCCCGUCCACCGCCGACCAGUCCAACUUCUUCCUCAACCCUGACUCCGUCGUCAAGGCACCGCUCUCCCCCUCCUCGUCGCCGCGCCUGCCCAAGAUCCCCAGCCGACCGCACACGCCCACGUCACUCGACGCCCGGAGGUCGCCACGGCUCUCGCCGUCUCAGCCGCCGUCACCGCCACCGCCGCGUCGGUCUGCCGAGCUCAAGCGUGAGCGGGACCAGCGGGACGUCGCCCGCGAUACUGCUAUUGUUGCGCGCGAUGCAUCAUCACACAAGGCUGCAGCACCGCCGCCCAUAAACCGGACCGACAAACCCAAGAUCCCCUCGCAGCAGUUCAAUCCCACCCCCAUUGUCCUGUCACGGGCACCCACUUCUCCAGCCGCCGUGUCCACGACUGGCUCGCCGCCCGGCAGCCGCAGCACGGCCGACAAGCUUUCUCCCUUCAGCACGCCGCCGAGCGGCGACGAGAUCAUCAACGACGACCAGCCGCCCAUGCUGCCUGCACGGCCACGCUCGCAGCUGCCUCCCGUCGAGCGCAGCCACCCCAAGCCGCGGCCGCGGUCCGUGGCUGCACCACCAACGUCCGACCAGGGUUCAACAGGUCAUCACAACGCGUUUGGACAUGUCCGCCAGGACAAAGCCUCCAACGGCGUCGGAGCGCGAGGACCCCUGUUUCCACAGAUUACGGGCAACGGCCACAUCGGCGUGGACACGGUUGCCCAACGCCACGAAAACGACGACCACCGAUCGGCGCGUCCACCUCUGCCAUCACGUCCGACGCCGGGCGCGAACAAUGCGAACAACGGCCAGCCGCCACGCGCCCAGAUUCCUGCCUCGACACGAUUACCGCCAAAACCGCCUCGCCCAGGAGUUGACACCCACGUCCCCACAAAUGGAGGUUCGAUGCACAGUGCCAGGAUCGCCGGCAUCGCCACUAGCGGUGCUUCAGGCUACGACACCCAGACGAUAUCCCCAUCCCUCGCAAAGCGCGUCGUGUCGAACCCGACCACGUCCACCCAGCAGUUCCCGCCGCCACCGACACGUACGCAGCACGGCCGCUCGAUGACCGUCGACCACCGCGCCACGCCCAAAUUCCAGUCCGACUUCCAUGGAUCCAAUGGCUCUCUUGUGCCCGGGCCGGGUCUCGCCUCCAUACGGAGCGGUACAUCCUCCCCAUCAGACAUUGCCAGCCGCAGCACGGACGCCCUCGUCGCCUUGAACUCGUCAUCCAAACCACAUGACAACCCGUCCGCCGCGUUCCCGGAUGCCACAAACGUCAACCGCCGGCCGCCCUUUGCCAAGCAGGGCCUGUCUGAGAUUAACACUCGACUUGACUGCCGCCAAGUGGACGUCUGUGGCCAGCGCGUGGUCACCACGGGCCAGCUCACGCGCGUCUGGAGUUUGGUCGACGGCGAACUGCUCAUGAGCUUCGCCCACGGCGAGGGCAUUCGGGCCACAUGCGCCGUCUUCAAACCCGGUGCUCACGUCGAUGACGAGGGUUUGCGCUUGUGGAUCGGCAACAUCACCGGCGAGCUUAUCGAGGCCGACAUUGCCACGCAAAGCGUCGUCGCUUCGCGACCGGCCGCCCACGCCCGCCACGAGAUCAUCCGUAUCCAUCGUCACUGCAACGAGCUGUGGACCAUGUGCGACGGUGGCUCCCUGUAUGUGUGGGGCCCCACCGAAGACACCGGCGUGCCGAGCCUGGCCAGCGGCCAGCAUCAGUCCUUUCGCCUGCCCCGCGGCCACACCUUCUCCAUUGUCGUCGGUGACGAGCUGUGGCAUGCCUCCGGCAAAGAACUGCGCGUGUUCCUUCCGACCGUCGACGGCACGGCCCAGUUCCAGGUUUUGUUGCGUCCACUCGUCCAGGACGGCGCCGGCGAAAUCACCUCGGGCACUGUACUCUUAAGCGAACCCGACAGGGUAUAUUUGGGCCACAGCGACGGCAAAGUUAGCAUCUACUCCCGCACCGACUACACUUGCUUGGGCAUGGUGAGUCUUGGGUCGUACAAGGUUAACACGCUCGCAAGCGCCGGGCCGUACAUCUGGGCCGGCUUCAACACCGGCCGUCUUAGCGUCUACGACCCGGCGUGCUCGCCGUGGAUGGUGAAGAAAGACUGGUCCGCCCACGAUAACCCCGUAGUUCGGCUGGUCUCCGACCGCGCCAGCCCCUACCGCACGGGCCAGAUGCAGGUAGUAUCACUCGGCGCCGACAACGUGCUGCGCAUAUGGGAUGGCCUACUGCAAGACGACUGGAUCGAGGAGGCUAUGCAGACGCGCGACAAGACGUACUGCGACUUUGACACUAUCCGUGCGCACGUCAUGACCUGGAAUGCGGGCGCCUCGACGCCCGGUAGCCUUCGCUACAGCGACGACGACGCCUCGUUUAUGCAGAACAUGCUGCGGGAUAGCGGCUCGCCAGACAUUUUGGUUUUUGGCUUCCAGGAGCUUGUGGACCUCGAGGACAAGACGGCCACGGCGAAGCGCAUCCUCAAGGUCAAGAAGAAGGAAGGGUCGGACCAGGAGCGCAUGAGCCACCAGUACCGCGACUGGCGCGAUUUCCUGGUGCGCUGCCUCGACGAUUUCAUGAACGGCGAGCUCUACCAGCUCCUGCAGACGGCACAUAUGGUUGGUCUGUUUACGUGCAUUUUCGUCAAGGCGGAUCUGCGCGACCGCAUCCGCAACGUGGCCAUUGCCGAGGUCAAACGCGGCAUGGGCGGUCUGCAUGGCAACAAGGGUGCCAUUGCCAUCCGGUUCCUGCUCGACGACACGUCCAUGUGCUUUGUCAAUUGCCAUCUGGCGGCGGGCCAGUCGCAGGCCGCCAGCCGGCACAACGACGCUGCGGCCAUUCUGGACAGCACGGGCCUGCCCAUGGAGCGCGACACCAACACGCGCAUCGACAGCUACAUUGGCGGCGGCGACGGCACCAUGAUUUUAGAUCACGAGCUGUGCAUCCUGAACGGUGACCUCAACUACCGCAUCGACACCAUGUCGCGCGACACCGUAGUGACGGCCGUCAAGGCGGGCAACCUUGCCAAGCUUCUGGACCGCGACCAGCUGCUGGUGGCGCGGCGCCGCAAUGCCGGGUUCCGCCUGCGCGCGUUCGACGAGCUCCCCAUCCACUUCGACCCCACCUACAAGUACGACGUCGGCACUGACAACUAUGACUCGAGCGAAAAGAAGCGCAGCCCGGCCUGGUGCGACCGCCUCUUGUUCCGCGGUGGGCACGGCGCCCGCGUGCGCCAGCUCGACUACCGGCGCCACGAGGUGCGCGUCAGCGACCACCGCCCUGUCACGGGCCGCUUCGAGUUGACCGUCAAGCACAUUGACGCCAAACGGCGCGCCGUCGCAUGGAUGGAGAUCCAGCAGCGCCUGGACGACCAUCGCGACAAGGUAUGCCACCAGGAAAAGAUGUACUACCUGACGCACAUUAUCGGCUACGACGAGGCGACAAGCGAGAACCUGAUUCGGGAGCGCACCAACCGGCGGGUUCGGCGGAGUCCGAGCCGGCACCGGGACUAG